This is a messenger RNA of Candidozyma pseudohaemuli, 2787 nucleotides long. RefSeq names its product Gyp2p (gene GYP2). The record is from RefSeq and is a predicted model, not a curated record. The coding region runs from base 1 to 2787 and encodes 928 amino acids. Gene Ontology annotation, molecular function: calcium ion binding. Lineage: Eukaryota; Fungi; Ascomycota; Pichiomycetes; Serinales; Metschnikowiaceae. The transcript has a single exon.
AUGGCGUUCUUUGAGGCCCUCAAAGAUAAGGCCGUCAACACGUUCAACCAGGUUUUGGACAGGGCCCCGGCUAAUGGCUUGUCUAGAGACGAGGCCUUUUGCAGAGAACACAACCUUCCGGACGGAGAGGUGAUUCUAGAUGAGCUGGCGGUGGAGAUCAGCUGCAAGCCAGAAAACUCGAGAGACGCCUACAACGUGCUGUAUCCGCAAGGCCGGAUCUACUUGACACAGCACUUUCUUGUGUUUCGGGACGUUUUCGACCGCAGAAAUUGCUCCUUCGUGAUUCACCUCAGUACGGUCAAGAAGGUCGAGAGGCUCCCCACCAGCUCCUAUGGCUUUGCAUUGUCCAUUGGCACGCACAGCCGGAUCAACGUCAAGAUCUACCUCGUGGGCUUGCGGUCCGAGAGUGAGCGCUUCUCGCUGCAGUUGAAGAUGUCCUUGAAGAAGAACUUACCCAAUGUCAAGAAGCUUCCGCCAUUUAUCCAGACGUGCUACUCCGAGUACCUUUUGGCCAAGAACAAGGUCAGCAACGAGAAGGUCGAACACAUGCCUCCCGGCGGGUUGGGCGUCAAGUUCAAGUUCCCUGGUGACGCUAAGGCCAACAGGGACAAGACCAAGAUGAAGUUGUGGUUUGACCUCUUCCGGGUCGACGGCCGCAAUUUGUCGCUUAUCAAGACACCCAUGUUCUACAAGCUCGUACGUGUGGGCCUUCCGAACAGGCUUAGAGGCGAGAUCUGGGAGUUGUGCUGUGGCUCUAUCUACCUCAGGUUGGACCACACCAACGAGUACGAAACGCUUCUCAAGGAAAACGAGGGCAAGAAGUCCGUGGCCAUCGAGGAGAUUCAGAAGGAUUUGAACAGAUCGCUUCCAGAGUACGCUGCCUACCAGGACAAGGAGGGUAUCGAUAGAUUACGCAGAGUGCUCACGGCUUACUCGUGGAAGAACCCCGAUAUCGGCUACUGCCAGGCCAUGAACAUCGUGGUGGCGGCUUUGCUUAUUUACAUGUCAGAGGAACAGGCCUUCUGGUGUCUUAAUGUGUUGAUCGAUCGCGUGGUCCCAGGCUACUACUCGAGAACCAUGUACGGCACUUUGCUCGAUCAACGUGUGUUUGAGUCACUCGUGGAGAACUCCAUGCCCGUGCUCUGGAAUCACAUCUCGAAAUACGACAUUCAAUUGUCCGUCAUUUCUCUUCCAUGGUUCCUUUCGUUAUACUUGACAUCCAUGCCCUUGGUGUUUGCAUUCAGAAUCCUCGAUGUAUUCUUCCUCCAGGGUCCCAAGACUCUUUUCCAGGUGGCCUUGGCCAUUCUUAAGGUUAACGGUGAGGAGCUUUUGAAGGCAGAAGAUGACGGCACCUUCGUCUCCAUCCUCAAGGAGUACUUUCUCACCUUAGACCAGUCCGCUCAUCCUAACGCUCCAAACCCCAAAUACAGUCUGGUUACAAAAUUCCAAGAGCUCAUGGUUACCGCCUUCAAAGAGUUCUCGGUGAUCAAUGAAGAGGUCAUUGAGAGACAUAGAGCUAAGCACAGAAAUACCAUCUUCCUGAGCAUCACCACCUUUGUCAAGAGAACAGAGUUGAGAAAUUUGCCAAAGACAGCAAACCUUUCACAGACGGAUAUCUCGUUACUCUAUGACAGAUUCUAUUCUAUCGUCACCUCCACCAUCACGGUCGGCACAGGUGCUUCAGAAAUGCAUUUUGACGCAUUCAAAAUCUUCAUGCAGCAGAUUUGUGAUUGGGUAGAGACGGAACCUAAUGACGACGCUGCUAAGCAGGAGGCUUUCCUUCAAAGACUAUUCGAUAACUGGGAUUCCAAGUCCGAAGGUUCACUCUCCUUGGCUGACCUUGUGGUUGGUUUGAACAAGCUUUUAGAGCCCGACUUACUCACGUCUAUCUCCAACUUCUUUUCACUUUACAGCAAGGAUGACAAGGUUGACCGAGAGGGAAUUUUGACAAUUUCCGAAGACUUGCUUUACAUCACAUCCCCAUGGAAGAAGGGUUUACUUUUAGAUUCUCUUACAGAGACCGCCAUUGAAAAUGCUAUUGCUGAUGAGCUCUACAAGCAACAGAAAGAGUCAGGCAAUCCGAAUGGUGAGGGUAUCCAAAUUCCACAAAGCUUUGAUCUCGAUAAGCAGAGAAUUGAAAAUAUGCAACUCGAGAGAUAUCUUUCUGCGGCCAGCACUUUCAUCCAAAGAGCAUUUGAGUAUGCUCAGCCAGUUGAAGAUGAAGAGGUGUUGAUUGAGGAGCUUAAGAUCGACAACACAAUUUCCAGUAAUGCUGCAUUGAACCCUAAUACUCCCGUUUACCUAAAUUUGCCUACCUUCAGGAUGGUGGUCUUAGCUGAUGAGACUUACGAGCUUUUCUUCAGCAAUACCUUCCGUGGGUCCUUCCACAUUGAUAAGCCGCUUGACUCCAAGAUGAAUACCAUGCGUAACUUGAGAGACAUGUUUGAUGGACUUAUCGCUGAUGGACGUGAGGUGGCCAAGAAGGUGCGUCGUCGUAUGGACUCUCAAGCUACACCACCUCAGCAUAGCGACAACUCGUCUGUCCAGUCAGGUAAGUCCUCCAAAGCACAAGAAGAGGAGGAUGAAAGAGAUGAUGACUUUGGAGUUAUCGACAUCGACGAGAACGAUAAAAAUCUUGUCCUUGGAGCCGAGGCACAGGUUAUGGUUGGCUCUGUCAACGACACCAAGGAGGAAGAGAAGAGGAUUGAGUCUCUCAAGAAGGCUGAAGCUUCGGAGGAUCGCAAAAAGCAAAAUAAUGACGGAAAUCUCAUUGAGUUUGAGACAUGA